Molecule: messenger RNA, 1509 nt
Organism: Branchiostoma floridae (Florida lancelet)
Lineage: Eukaryota; Metazoa; Chordata; Leptocardii; Amphioxiformes; Branchiostomatidae
Product: chondroadherin-like
Exons: 2
Coding region: 1-1509 (502 amino acids)
Cellular component (GO): extracellular matrix
Molecular function (GO): protein binding
Source: RefSeq, a predicted model, not a curated record
AUGCCCAACAAAGCGAGGAGGCUGCUGGUUCUUCUGCUGAUCAUCCUGAAGGAAGCUGGACCGACCGCAGCCUGCAGCAGCAGCUGUUCAUCAGACUGUUCCUGCAGCAACAGAGGCCUCACCGGUGUUCCUCAGGACCUGCCUACAGACAUCACUUGGCUAAAGUUGGAAAGCAACGCCAUCACAACCUUAAGUCAGACUGACUUCUCAAGAUAUAAGAGAUUGAUAAUAUUACAUCUUCAUUCCAAUCAGAUCUCCAUGAUCCACAACAAAACAUUCCGCAACUUAACCAGCCUAACCUGGCUGGAGCUGGGGGAAAAUCAGUUAACUACUCUCCCAGCUGACAUAUUUGUGGGACUGGGUAAUCUGCAAACAUUAUCACUUUGGAGGAAUGAGAUUACUAGUCUUGCAGUUGACAUAUUUGUGGGACUUGGUAAUCUGCGAUACUUGUAUCUUCACUCAAACCAGUUAACUACUCUCCCAGCUGAUAUAUUUGUGGGACUGGGUAAUCUACAUUGGCUUUCCCUUGACAGGAAUGAUAUCCACAGUAUUCAGGCAGGCACCUUCCAUGACACAACACAGCUUAGAAUUCUAAAACUUGAAUACAACAACAUCAGAACCAUCCCAGCUCACACAUUUGGGAAUCAACUUCAGCUUGAAGAACUGAGACUUAAUCAUAAUAACAUCAGCACUUUCCCUUUAGAAGCUUUAUCAAAGUUGAAUAUUUCAUUGAUGUCAAAACUUAUAUUAAACAAUAACCAAAUGGAGACACUCCCAGCAAUGGCAUAUGACAUACUGGCCUCUGUUCCAGUUAGGGAAGCUUACCUACUAGAUGACCUUGGUCCAACUGUUAUUAUUGAGAACAACCCCUGGCAGUGUGACUGUAGGAUGGCUCCCUUUAGACAGAGGAUGAAUGGGUCUUACCCAUUUGAAGCCGAAAUCAGAUGUGCUGGACCUGGUAACCUUGCAGGGCAACUCUUACAGGAUGUAAAUCCUGAGGACCUGAUCUGUGAGGAGACGACACCAAUAUACUCCACUUCAAAGUAUGAUACCGUAGCUGACAUCAACCAACAAGAAAGUCCACACCAUGAAAACAUGCAGGGUCUUGACAGCUUUGGCUAUCUGGUUUUGCCCCCUCCCCUUCCCCCUGAAAAUCUAACUGGCCCUCAGGCUGAUGCCCAUAAUGAAUCAGGAGAUGAAGCUGAUCGCACAGUUGGUGGUCAUGACACAUGGGCAGAUGACACAGAGUAUGAUGAUGUCAUUAGUCGGGUAAAAUCUACAAAAGAAGACCCACAGUCCCACAAAUAUGAAAACAACCAGAUGAUUGAAGAUGCUGCAGCUAGUCCACGGGAUAUUGUGUAUGACAAUGAUGAUGAGUCAGUUGAUAACCAGUCCCAGAAAACAGCUGCUGGUGCUGAUAGUCCAAACCACUAUGAACCCCUGAGGAACCCCAGUGGUCAGCAUCAGCACACCUACACAUCCCUGCUGCCUCAUGAUUUACAACAUUAA